Colletotrichum orchidophilum is the source of this 414-nucleotide messenger RNA. Its product is annotated as HIT domain-containing protein. Gene Ontology annotation, molecular function: catalytic activity. The transcript has 6 exons. Lineage: Eukaryota; Fungi; Ascomycota; Sordariomycetes; Glomerellales; Glomerellaceae. The record is from RefSeq and is a predicted model, not a curated record. Bases 1 to 414 code for a protein of 137 amino acids. Gene Ontology annotation, biological process: nucleotide metabolic process.
AUGACGUCCAAUCUAGCCUCAUGCAUCUUUUGCAAGAUCAUCAAGGGCGAGAUUCCCUGUUUUAAGCUCUUUGAGAGCGAGAAGACGCUUGCAUUUCUUGACAUCAACCCUCUCAGCCGCGGCCAUGCUCUCGUCAUCCCCAAGCACCACGGCGCCAAGUUGUCGGAUAUCCCCGAUGACCAGCUCAGCGAGAUCCUCCCUGUUGUGAAAAAGCUCGUUGCCGCAACCGGCGCCACCGAUUACAACAUUCUCCAGAACAACGGCCGCAUCGCCCACCAACUCGUCGACCACGUUCACUUUCACAUGAUCCCCAAGCCAAAUGAGACCGAGGGUCUCGGUGUCGGCUGGCCCCAGCAAGCGACCGAUAUGGACAAGCUCAAGGCACUCUUUGAGGAUAUCAAGUCCAAGAUGUAG